AUUGAACACACUUAAUAAAAUUCCUAACUUAGGACGGCGAUUACCAUUUGGCCACGUUGUAAAUCAAUUUUCAAUCUAUAUGGAGUAAAAGGGGAAAAAGAGGCCACCUAAGGUCUACCCAACUAAUUUGGAAUUUCUGGACAUUCACCAUAUAUAUAUAUUCCUCCAUUGUAGCUUCAAAACAAACCAAAAACAGAGCAUUUUCUUAUAUUCUUACACUUUCUACCAAUCUUCUUCUUCUUCCUAAAUGGAUUGGAUCAGAGGUCAUACCAUAGGCCGCGGCUCCUCUGCUGCCGUCUCCGCCGCCAAAUCACGUUUCUCAGGUGAAGUUUUUGCUGUUAAGUCAGUGGAGCUAUCGAAGUCACAGUUGUUGCAAAAGGAGCAGAAAAUUCUGUCCGAAUUGAUCUCCCCUUAUAUAGUUAGGUACAAGGGGUAUGAUGUUACCAAAGAGAAGGAUAAACUCAUGUUUAAUAUUAGGAUGGAGUAUAUGCCGGACGGUACACUUUCCGAUGAAAUUCGAAAACAGAGUGGCCGGAUGAACGAACCGUUGAUCGGGUAUUAUACGAAGCAAAUGGUACAGGGAUUAGAGUACUUACAUUCAAGAGGCGUAGCACACUGUGACAUAAAGGGGCAAAACAUUUUAUUAGGUGAAACCGGUGCCAAAAUUGCUGAUUUUGGAUGUGCCAGGUGGAUUGAUCCGGCGGAGAGGGGCGGUGAUGCAGAGGCAAUUGGAGGAACGCCGAUGUUCAUGGCACCGGAGGUGGCGCGUGGGGAAGAACAGGGGUGUGCAGCAGAUAUUUGGGGAUUGGGAUGUACAAUUAUUGAAAUGGCUACUGGUGGAUCGCCAUGGAAUAAUGCGACAAACGCAGCUUCAUUACUUUACAAAAUAGCAUUUUCAGAGCAAUCCCCUGAAAUCCCUAAAUUCCUCUCUUCACAAGCAAGGGAUUUCUUAAACAAAUGCUUGAAAAGAAACUCAAAAGAAAGAUGGACAGCUAAACAACUCCUCAAACAUCCAUUUCUCGAGUCAAAUUCUACGGCAAUUCAAGAUUUUGUGACGAGUUCACCAACGAGCAUUUUAGAUCAAGACAUAUGGAAUUCAGAAUCUACGAUAUUACAAACAGUUAGCUGUCCUGUGCAAAGGGUAAGAGAAUUAAUUUCAAAUUCAGGUGAAUUGAAUUGUAGAUGGAAUGAUGAUGAGAGAUGGAUGACAGUUAGAAUUAAGUCAUGAACAAUGAAAUCUUGCUGUAAAUUUUGUACUAUACAAACACUGUACAGAUCCAGUAAUGUAGAGUUGAAUAAUAUGAUAUUUUACUUUUUAUCCUUCAAUA
Molecule: messenger RNA, 1328 nt
Organism: Solanum pennellii
Lineage: Eukaryota; Viridiplantae; Streptophyta; Magnoliopsida; Solanales; Solanaceae
Product: mitogen-activated protein kinase kinase kinase 18-like
Exons: 1
Coding region: 248-1228 (326 amino acids)
Biological process (GO): protein phosphorylation
Molecular function (GO): protein kinase activity; ATP binding
Source: RefSeq, a predicted model, not a curated record